UGAGGAGGGUCUACUCCUGACGACUGUCGCCGUGUUGAAAUUCCAGUGCUAACCAACUUUAGCCAGCCUGCUAACAUAUAAUUGGGCGAAUUAGAAGAGCCUCAUGUGUUGCGUAGCCCUGCUUUAAGCGCGUCCAUGAUAACCUGCAAACAGACCGCAGUGUAAACAUUUGCCUCCAUGUUUGCUGUUGCGUGUGCAUCAGCUCCUGCCACCGGGACAUGGCCAGUUAGCCUGAACGCAGCAGCCGUUGGAUAAACGAAGCUGGCGAGCUAGCUGGAGGAGGAGAAAAAAACCCGUUCGGACCGGGGUGGCGGGGGGCGGCUUGUGAACAGGUUCGUCGCUCGGAGUAGGCGGAAAGCCGGAUGCUGUGACUGCCAUGAGUCCCGCAGGCUGCCCUCAUGUGAACAGCUUCAAAGUGGACAACUGGAAGCAGAACCUGAGGCUUAUUUAUCAGUGCUUCGUGUGGAGCGGUUCAGCUGAGACCAGAAAACGCAAGGCCAAGUCAUGCAUCUGUCACAUGUGCGGAGCCCACCUCAACAGACUCCACUCCUGCCUCUACUGUGUCUUCUUUGCCUGCUUCUCCAAAAAACACAUCCAUGAACACGCCAAGAGCAAAAGGCAUAACCUGGCUAUCGACCUGCUGUAUGGGGGAAUUUACUGCUUUAUGUGCCAAGACUACAUUUAUGACAAAGAGAUGGAGCAAAUGUCCAAAGAGGAGCAGAGGAAAGCCUGGAAAAUGCAAGGCAUCGGGGAAAAGUAUUCGACGUGGGAGCCCACCAAGAGGGAGCUGGAGCUGCUUCGCCACAAUCCCAAGAGGAGGAGAAUCACCUCCAACUGUACAAUUGGGCUGCGUGGUCUGAUCAACCUGGGCAACACUUGCUUCAUGAAUUGCAUCGUCCAGGCGCUGACGCACACGCCGCUGCUACGGGACUUCUUCCUGUCCGACCGACACAAAUGUGAGAUGCAGAGCAACUCGUGUCUGGUGUGCGAGAUGUCCCAACUCUUCCAGGAGUUCUACUCAGGCCACCGCUCCCCUCACAUCCCGUUUCGCCUCCUGCACCUGGUGUGGACCCACGCCCGCCACUUAGCUGGCUACGAGCAGCAGGACGCUCAUGAGUUCCUCAUCGCGGCGUUGGACGUGCUGCACCGACACUGCAAAGACGACAACGGGAAGAAAGCCAACAACCCAAACCACUGUAACUGCAUCAUUGACCAAAUCUUCACAGGGGGUCUGCAGUCUGACGUCACCUGCCAAGUGUGCCAUGGUGUUUCAACGACCAUCGAUCCAUUCUGGGACAUCAGCCUGGACCUACCCGGAUCCUCCACGCCUUUCUGGCCCCUCAGCCCCGGAGGAGAUGUUUCCACGUUAAACGGAGAGAGUCACACCACUGGAGCAACCACACUUAUGGACUGUCUGCGCAGGUUCACCAGACCGGAGCACCUGGGCAGCAGCGCUAAGAUCAAGUGCAGCGGAUGCCAUAGUUACCAGGAGUCCACCAAGCAGCUAACAAUGAAGAAGCUGCCCGUCGUGGCCUGCUUUCACCUGAAAAGGUUCGAACAUUCAGCCAAACUGCGGAGGAAGAUCACUACUUAUGUCUCAUUCCCACUGGAGCUGGACAUGACUCCCUUCAUGGCCUCUAGUAAGGAGAGCAGGAUGAACGGGCAGUACCAGCAGGCUGUGGAAACCUUCAACAAUGACAAUAAGUACAGUUUGUUUGCGGUGGUGAACCACCAGGGGACACUAGAGAGCGGCCAUUACACCACCUUCAUCCGGCAGCAUAAGGACCAGUGGUUCAAGUGCGACGACGCCAUCAUCACCAAGGCUAGCAUCAAAGAUGUCCUGGACAGUGAAGGGUACCUGUUGUUUUAUCACAAACAGUUCCUGGAGUACGAGUAGGUUUCAGUUUCCAGGAGGAAUCCAACAGGGAGGAGGAAUUGGUUGGAUGGAGAAAGAGGCAAGGAGAUCAUGAGGCUCACUGUAAACAUGGAAGCUACUUUUCUAAACGCAGAGCCGGAUCCACCGUCUGCCCUGCAGGACAAAACAGAUUCAAAUGGUCUGAAAUAAAGACGAGCUGAAGGUUUCACUUGAGUUCAGGACACAAGGAGGGAAAAAAGCUGACAGUCGGCUCAUCCUUCAUAUAAUGGACAAUAACCGUCUCCUAUUGGUCCGUGGAUGUAAAACUUCAGGAAGUUUUACUUCAUCUCAGAUCCAUUUUUUUUAAAUAACCCCACAUCUGUCUCAACGCUCGCACAGCUGCAUUCACAUCCAGGGCCUUGUAGCUCUCUGCUUGCUGCACCUGCAUGGUUUUCACCGCCAUCUUUCUGGACACAAGCACAUACAGGGAGAAGGAAGAAGGUUUUAUCGCUGAUCGUUCAAGUUCUCCCCUUUAGAAAGAUGACAAUCUUUCAUUUUUGUAGAGAGAGAUGAUAAAAGCAGAAAAUCAUUGAGUUUGUUAAUUACGAUUGAAAACAAGUAUUUGGUCAAUAACAAAAGUUCAACUCAACACUUUGUAGCAUAACUUUGAUGAGGUCACCUUUUUUCUGUCAUUCUUUAGCAGGUUUCCUCACUUUAGCUGGUGUUUUGCUCCAUAGCUGCAUCACGUUUUGGGGCUGUUGCUGGGCAACGUAGACUUAAACUUCAUCAACAAAUCUUAAAUGGGGCUGACGUCUGGACCCUGAAAGGCUUUUAUUGCUCCUUGGUCUGUUUGGAGUCAUUGACCAUCUUGUAUCUUCAGUUCUGUCACUGAUAGGAGGAGGUUAUACCUUAAAAUCUCACCACAAAUGGCUCCAUUUAUGCUUCCUUUAACACCAAUCAGUCAUUAAGUCAGAGUGGAAGAACAACUGCCCCAAAGCAUGAUGGUUCCGCCCCCAUGCUUCUCCGUAGGUUUGGUGUUUUGGGAAUCAACCUGGGAUCCUUCUCCCUUCAAACCUGAAAAGUUGAACUUGUGCCCAUACCAAAGGGGCGGACCCAUUUGUUUUUGAUCCACUCUAUAAAACCUCAAACUCAACGCUAUUUCUGACACUUUGAAUUGAAAAAGCUUCUUGGAUGGGAAGAGAAACAUCAGCAAACUUGCAACAAAGCCCAGUUGAUUGUUUUUUAACUUUUGUUGGGAUGACUAUGACCUGGAUGACCGAGAAUCUUAACCAGCAUUGUGCCAAAAGUUCUAUUCUUGUUCCAUCUUCUCUCUGGUGACGCCGUGGACACGGACAGGGGACACGCCUGUCCCUCUGGUCGUAGUGUACCACUUCGGCCCCAGCUUUCUGCAGCUCACUAACCACAUCCUUUCAUGUUGCUCACCAUCCUUCUCACCAUUUUAUCCUCACAGGUUGAGAUCCUGGAUAGAGGUUAUUAAUAGUCUUCCAGUUGCUCCUAUAGUGACUAUAUUCCCACCAACCUGCUUCUUGUUGUAGAUUCACUCUUCCCAGCCUGGUGCAGAUUGAUAGUUUUCCUUCUGGUGUCCUUCAGCAGCUCGCUGGUCUUUGAAAUGAGUCUGGAGUUGCGGAUGGGUUCCAGUUCAAACAGGAACCAUUAACACAGUAGAGGACAGAACGGCUUCUUAAAGAAAAAGUUCCAGUCUGUGAGGGCAAAACAUCCAGCUUGUUGCUCGGUGACCAAAUACUUAUUUUCUACCAUAAUUAACAAACUAAUUAAAAAUGAGAUUUCAUGCAUUUUUAUCCCCUCAUGUUGUCUCUCAUAGUUAAAGUGAAUCCAUUUAAAGAUAACAAACCUCUGUCAUCUUUCCAAGUAGGAGAACUUGAACAACAGUGAUUGACUAAAUAUUUUAAGCUCAAAUGUUUUAGUCUAACAUGCAAACACUUUUCUACAAGACCAAAUAUUUUCAGAGUGGAACUUGUCUCCUUUAUGCAGUUCUAGUUCAGAGAGCAUCUGUUGGGAAUAAUGGAAGAAUAUCAGCUGACAGUAUUCUAACGUUGUUCCGUUUAUUAUUGGUGAGAUUAUUUUAGUCAAAGUGGUACUUUUUAUUUAAAAAAAUAAAUGUCAGCCUCUCUUUCAGCUUCCAUGGUCUAAUAGAGGAACAGAAAGACCCAGUCAGUCUAUUUUUAUACAUCCUGCAUCCAAAUGAUUGUUUAUCAUUUUGCGUUAAAAAAAGAAAAAAAAAAGAAAAAUGUUUUUCGUCUCUUAAGUCACGCCGUCAAUCAUGUUUUUAUACACGGAAGAUAAAAAGAUGCUUAGGAUUUUUAUGAAGCCUGCUGCUACUGUUUUUUUGUUUUUGUUUGUUUUACUUCCUGUAUUUAUCAGCAUGUCCAGCUUAAUUACUGCUAAAAGUGAUUCCUCUUUUGCUGCGUUACCAAAAUCUCACCACGAAAAACGGAGAAUCAUAAACUUUAUGUAAACCUUUGAGUUCAGUUGA
Molecule: messenger RNA, 4370 nt
Organism: Cyprinodon variegatus (sheepshead minnow)
Lineage: Eukaryota; Metazoa; Chordata; Actinopteri; Cyprinodontiformes; Cyprinodontidae
Gene: usp22
Product: ubiquitin carboxyl-terminal hydrolase 22-like
Exons: 13
Coding region: 377-1897 (506 amino acids)
Biological process (GO): protein deubiquitination
Molecular function (GO): zinc ion binding; cysteine-type deubiquitinase activity
Source: RefSeq, a predicted model, not a curated record